Theobroma umbraticum is the source of this 3680-nucleotide messenger RNA. NCBI's taxonomy places the organism in Eukaryota, Viridiplantae, Streptophyta, Magnoliopsida, Malvales, Malvaceae. The record is from RefSeq and is a predicted model, not a curated record.
CUUGGUUAUAUAUAAGGCCUUCAUUUUUUUUAUUAAAUUCUUUCCUUUGAUGACAUAAUUACGUUGUUCUACAUAAUUUUAGGUGCCUCGUCAGCCAAUAUAAAUUCUCUUGUGUUCUUCUUCAAUGGCUGUUUCAAUGGUCCAAGAGUCCUCGUCGAUUUCUCAAUGCACUUAUGAUGUAUUUUUGAGUUUUAGAGGUGUAGAUACGCGCAAGAAUUUUACGGAUCACCUUUACAUGGCCUUAGUGCAUGUAGGGAUUCACACAUUUAGGGAUAAUGAUGAAAUUGAAAGAGGAGAGAAGAUAAGAGAUGAAAUUGAAAGAGCAAUACAUGAGUCAAAAAUAUCCAUCAUUAUCUUCUCAAAGAAUUAUGCUUCAUCAACAUGGUGCCUUAAUGAACUUGUAAAGAUAAUGGAACAUAGGAAAUUCUCCAAACACAUUGUUUUGCCAAUUUUCUAUGACGUGAAGCCAUCUCAAGUGAAGGAGCAGACAGGGAGUUUUGCAGAAGCGUUUGCUAGACAUGAAGAGAGCCUCAAGUCUGAGAUGGACGUGGUACAAAGAUGGAGGGCUGCUUUAAGAGAAGUUGCGGUUUUGGAAGGCAUGCUUCUAGAAGAUAGGUAUGAGUCCCAGUUCAUUCAAGAUGUUAUUAAACAGGUUCAAAAUAAACUUCAUCGCACUGCUUUAUAUGUCCCUCCUUAUUUAGUUGGAACCGAUUUUCUUGUGACAUGCAUUAAUUGGUGGUUGGGAGAUGGAUCAAAUAAGGUUGGCAUAGCAACAAUAUGUGGAAUUGGAGGGAUUGGGAAGACAACCAUUGCAAAAGUUGUUUACAAUCUUAACAUUCAGAAAUUUGAAGGUUACAGUUUUCUCGCCGAUGUUAGAGAGAUUACUCAAGAGCACAAUGGCCUGGUUCGUUUGCAAAGACAACUUAUUUCAGAUAUCCGUAAGGAAAAAGCAAAUAAAAUAUACAAUUCAGAUGAUGGAAUCACUAAGAUCAAAGAAGUUAUAUGCCGUAAACGUGUGCUUCUUGUCUUAGACGAUGUAGAUGAUUCGGAAAAAAUAACUAAAAUAAUUGGAGCGCAAGUUCCUUUUCAUCCAGGAAGUAAAAUCAUCAUAACUAGUAGGCAUCGAUGUCUACUAAGUGAUCCUUUUAUUAGGCAGAUGUUUGAUCUUGAAGCAUCAUCAAGUUAUGGAGACUUAUGCAAGGUAUUUGAGGUAAAAGAAUUAGCUUUCAAUGAAUCCCUUCAACUUUUUAAUUGGUAUGCCUUCGGACAGAAUGAUCCAAUUGACAGUUAUAUGGAAUAUGCAAGGAGUGUAGUGAAACAUUGUGGUGGGCUUCCAUUAGCUCUUCAAGUUUUGGGUUCUUCUUUGUCUGGUAAAAGUAAAACUGUGUGGAAAAGUGAAUUAGAGAAAUUGAAAGCAAUCCCUAAUAGCAAAAUUCAGAAAAUUCUAAGAAUAAGCAAUGAUUCCCUGCAAGAUGAUCAUGAUAAAAAUCUAUUCCUUGACAUAGCUUGAGCAUUCGUCGGGAAGGAUAGAGAUUUCACAACUACAAUUCUAGAUGGGUGUGAUUACCAUACAGCAAUUGGUAUUGAAAAUCUCAUAAAUAGGUCUCUUUUGGUUAUUAAUGAAAAAAACAAGCUAAUGAUGUAUCAAAUGAUUAGAGAUAUAUGAAGGGACAUUAUUCGUCAAGAAUCUCCUGACCUUGGGAAACGAAGCAGGUUGUGGCAUAAGGAUGCAUUUGAUGCAUUAAGAGAAAAAAUUGGUACAAAAACAAUCAAGUGUCUCACCAUUGACCUACAAAGAUUGCUAGAAGAUAAGUAUGGAAAGACAACUACAAAUCAUUCAAAAAAUCCAUUUCUCAUGUCAAAUGAGGUAGAUAUAGAAACUGAUGCAUUUGCGAAGAUGCAUAGACUUAAACUACUUCAACUAGAUUAUGUAAAACUUAAAGGAGACUAUAGAUACUUUCCGAGAAGCUUAAUAUGGUUGUGUUGGUAUGGAUUUCCUCAAGAAUAUCUUCCUACAGCUUUAGACAUUUCCAAGCUAGUUGUUCUUGAGAUGCACAACAGUAGCCUCAAACGUGUUUGGAAUGAUACAAAGUACUUUCUUCCAAAUUUGAAGAUCCUUAAUCUCAGUCACUCCCAUGGCCUUCUUAAAAUCUUUAACUUAGCAAGUCUUCAUAGUCUUGAGAGGUUGAUGCUGAAAGAUUGCAAAAAGUUGAUUAAGGUUGAUGAAUCCAUUGGUGAGAUAAAGACUCUUAUUGUUUUAAACCUUAAAAGUUGCAAAAGUCUUAGGAAACUUCCAAGGACAAUUGGUUUGCUAGAAUCUUUGGAAGAGCUUAUUUUAUCUGGUUGCUCAACACUUGAUGUGCCUAGGGAUUUGCAGAAUAUGAAAUCAUUAAGGGUGCUUAGCUUAGAUGGAACUGCAAUAUAUGAAUCCAAUUCGUGGUUGCCUUGGCUAUCACUGAAACGAAGCAAAGAGUUGGGUUCCUUUUGGGCAUCUUUGCCAUGUUCUUUGGUAAAGUUGAGUCUUGAAAGUUAUAGACUAUCUGAUGAUAUUAUGCCUGCUGAUUUGAGCUACUUACCUUCCUUGAAAUCGUUAAAUUUAAGUAAAAACCCAAUUCAUAGCCUUCCUAUGAGCAUUAUCCUCCUUACAAAGCUUGACGAACUUCUGCUGACUUGUUGCAAAGAGCUCCAGAGGCUUCCAAAACUUCCAACGAGUGGCUUGCGCAUGAUGAUGUCUCAAUCUUUGUACAGGAUUUCAAGUUUGCCAUGCUUACUAAAUUUGAAAAGGUGUAUAGUCUUUGCCUGUGAAAAGCUAACUGAGGUUGAAGGUGUGUCCAAGUUGGAAUCAAUUGAAAACUUUGAAGUGGAACAGAUCAAAAGCUUAUUUAGUAUGGAUUGGAUCGAGAACAUUGAAUUGCAAAUUUAUAACUAUUUUACAGACACAAAAAUAGUCUCUACCCCUCAGGUAAUUCAUGAGGGUGACAUAACUAUCUGUUUUGUUUCUAAAAGUGGGAUUCCAAUCUCGUUUGAGCAUCGCUGUAAAGGGUCUAGAAUUUAUUUUUCACUGUCACAAAAUCCUACUGAAAAAGUUAGUUGGUUGAACCUAUGCAUCGAAUAUUCUCUCAUAAGUGAUAAUAUAUUUAAAUUUCUACCGUAUGUGUACAUUGUUAAUGAGACCAAGGAGUUGGUGUGGGCUUAUUUAUCAAGUUUCAUUGGAAUUCCUGAAACCGAUAGCAACUCAAUCUUAUGGCUAAUCCACUGGCCAGUAAAGGAUUAUCAGAUGAAAGCUGGGGAUUUUGUGAGCUGUAAAUUACUAUCUUCUGGUUUGGACAUCAAAGAAUUUGGUGUUACAUAUGUGUCAGAGAAGAAGGCUAUACAUGAUGAUGAUUCCCGAUUUUACUGUCAAGGUACGAUUGGCUUGAAAGUAAAUGAAGAGUUACUCAAAUUGGGCUCCAGUGGAAAUAUAAAAGUGCAAAUUGACAAUUAUUUAGAGGAAUCAAAAAUGAUUGUUUCCCCUCAGGUGUUAUAUGACUGUGGGGUAAUUAAUAUCUGAUUCAAGAGUUGCUCUCACAUGGGUUAAUUCUGUCGAACAGAGACCUUGGGAUAAAUGGAGCAUUUUCAAUGAGAUUGAUUCUUUACGUGUCUCACUAGGUACAGUGUCCUUCAAUUACAUCUAUAGAGAA